Messenger RNA from Caenorhabditis briggsae, 633 nucleotides. The transcript has 2 exons. The record is from RefSeq and is a predicted model, not a curated record. The coding region runs from base 1 to 633 and encodes 210 amino acids. Lineage: Eukaryota; Metazoa; Nematoda; Chromadorea; Rhabditida; Rhabditidae.
AUGUUGCCUGACCGAACCAUUCAAUUGAAAUCUCCGAAACUCGGAUGCAUCCCAAUUCGUCCAUUCCUGAUCUUCAUCUCAGUCCUCGGACUAUUCGGAGCACUUUCCUAUAUUGUUACUGAGCCACCAACUAUCAGAACUGUUGUCAUCACUGCAUUGGGUGUUGCAUUCAACGUUUGUCUAUUCUAUGGAGCUCUCAAGUACAACGACGAUACUCUCGGAUAUUCCCAAAAGUUUAUGGUUUUUUCAAUGAUCCUCUCGUGUGUCAUGCUUUGCAUUAUGCCAGUGUUCGUCACAAGUUUCAUUGCAUCGGAUUAUUACAAACAUACGAAAGUUGGAAUUUCUGGAGUCCCAUUGGAAAUUAGUGCAGACGUAGAUGAUCUCACCAAGAAACAACUAAUGGACAUUUUUGAUGAGAGAACUUUACUAGAAAUUGGCAGACAGAUCCCAGUAGAAGACAAGAAGAAAACAGCUGCAGAAAAGUUCUUGGGAGGAUUUGUUGCGGGAGAAGUCGUUGUAUUCAUGCUUAUCUUCUCUGCAUUACUGAACUAUAUGGUGUAUGUUAUGGUCAAACGUCUCCGGAAGUUCAUUGCAGCAAGAAAGGAAAUCGAUGGAAAUCAGUUUUUGGCGUGA